AUGGCGACGUUAAUCAGAAGCAAGAUUUCUAAUAAACUGUCUAAUGCAGCCACCGCUGUUUCCAACAAAUCCCAGGCGAAGGUGAGCGGGAUGUUCGCCAAGAUGGGGUUCCAGGCCGCCACCGACGAGGAGGCUCUGGGCUUCGCCGCCUGCGAUGACCUGGACUACGACCACCGGCAAGGCAUGCAGAUGGACAUUUUGACAUCCGAUGAGGUGGGAGGAGAGGGGAGCGGGGACGGAGGCGUGUUGGAGGGGGACAGCCACUACCAGAGGGACGGCACCGGUCCACCGCACUCAGCCUCCAAAGACGGAGGCUCGCCGAACGAGUUGUCCGAAGUGAGACCAAAAAUCACCGCUUGGGAGGCGGGCUGGAACGUCACGAACGCCAUCCAGGGGAUGUUCGUUCUUGGGUUGCCCUACGCCAUCCUGCACGGAGGAUACCUUGGACUCUUUCUCAUUAUUUUCGCCGCCGUGGUGUGCUGUUACACGGGCAAAAUCCUCAUUUCCUGCCUGUACGAGGAGGACGAAGACGGGCAGCUCGUCCGUGUGAGGGACUCCUAUGUGGACAUUGCCAACGCCUGCUGCGCGCCCAGAUUCCCGUCUUUAGGUGGCCAUAUCGUGAAUGUAGCCCAAAUCAUAGAGCUAGUCAUGACUUGCAUCCUGUACGUGGUGGUCAGCGGUAAUCUCUUGUACAACAGCUUCCCCAACAUGCCAGUUUCCCAGAAGUCGUGGGCCAUCAUCGCCACCGCCGCCCUGCUCCCCUGCGCCUUCCUCAAGAACCUGAAAGCCGUCUCCAAGUUCAGCCUUCUGUGCACGAUGGCCCACUUUGUCAUCAACGUUCUGGUGAUAGCUUACUGCCUCUCCAGGGCGAGGGACUGGGCCUGGGACAAGGUCAAGUUUUACAUCGAUGUCAAGAAGUUCCCCAUCUCCAUUGGGAUUAUCGUGUUCAGCUACACCUCGCAGAUCUUCCUGCCGUCCCUGGAGGGGAACAUGCAGAAGCCGAGCGAGUUCCACUGCAUGAUGAACUGGACUCACAUCGCUGCCUGCAUUCUCAAGGGCCUGUUCGCCCUGGUGGCCUACUUGACCUGGGCUGACGAAACCAAGGAGGUCAUCACAGACAACCUGCCCCCAACCAUCCGAGCUGUCGUCAAUAUCUUCCUCGUGGCCAAAGCUUUGCUGUCGUAUCCGCUGCCGUUUUUCGCCGCCGUCGAGGUAUUAGAGAAAUCGUUUUUCCAGGACGGGGGACGUGCCUACUUUCCAGAUUGCUACGGAGGCGACGGACGCCUAAAAUCCUGGGGACUCACUCUCCGAUGUACCCUUGUUGUGUUCACCUUGCUCAUGGCGAUCUAUGUGCCACAUUUCGCUCUCCUCAUGGGUCUCACCGGCAGCCUAACAGGCGCGGGCCUGUGCUUUCUGCUUCCCAGUCUCUUCCACCUCAAGCUUUUAUGGAGAAAGCUGCUUUGGCACCAGGUUUUCUUCGACGUCGCCAUCUUUGUAAUAGGAGGUAUAUGCAGCAUAUCUGGUUUUAUCCACUCGAUGGAGGGGCUCAUAGAGGCUUUCAAGUAUAACAUAGAAGAUUAG
Molecule: messenger RNA, 1581 nt
Organism: Chelmon rostratus (copperband butterflyfish)
Lineage: Eukaryota; Metazoa; Chordata; Actinopteri; Chaetodontiformes; Chaetodontidae
Gene: slc32a1
Product: solute carrier family 32 member 1
Exons: 2
Coding region: 1-1581 (526 amino acids)
Biological process (GO): amino acid transmembrane transport
Cellular component (GO): vacuolar membrane
Molecular function (GO): amino acid transmembrane transporter activity
Source: RefSeq, a predicted model, not a curated record